UCGGUCGAGCUGGUAGAGAUCCUGAGUGUACCAAGCGAGGUAACUCUUGUGAAAGGUGCCCGAUUAUAAUUCUCCUAACGCGGGCCUCGUUCUAUUAUAUAUAAACUGGCUGCCGAGAUUCCACCGUCAUGCACGCUAUUGACAAGCGCCUUAGCAACCACUCACGUUUACAAACACCGGACGAUAUAAACAUGGCGGAUCAUUUAGCCGGCUGACUUGUGGGAUUUUACAUCGCUGCUUAUCUUAUGCAUGUGUGAUUAAUAACAGACAUAAGAAUAUACCUGGAGUAACGCUAACAAACGUCCAAGAUGGCUGAGGAGAACGUGAGAGUUGCCGUUAGGGUUCGGCCAUUCAACUCUCGGGAAAGAACUCUAAAUUCAACACUCAUCAUUGAUAUGAAUGGCAACACCACACAGAUAACAGACCCUUCAGGAUCAGACGAGCCCCGCAAAUUUACUUUUGACUUCAGCUACUGGUCUCAUGAUGGCUGCAAGGAAAACAACGGCUAUUACGAACCUGAUCCAUCACAACCAAAUGGCAAAAAGUUCGCUGAUCAGAAAAGCGUGUAUAAUGAUUUGGGAGUGGGUGUGUUGGAGAAUGCCUGGGGAGGAUACAACUCAACACUGUUUGCCUAUGGACAGACAGGAUCAGGGAAAAGUUGGUCCAUGGUUGGGUAUGGCGUAAACAAAGGAGUCGUACCGCUGUUCUGUGACAACAUCUUCCAGCAGAUAACCGAGAAGAAAAAUAGUGGCGAUAAAACAGAAUUUGAGGUAACCUUCAGUAUGCUGGAAAUCUACAACGAACAGGUCCGAGAUUUACUGACCAAUUCAUCAGCUCGUGGAGGACUAAAAGUCAGACAGCACCCCAAACAGGGCUUCUACGCUGAUGGCCUGAAGGUUGUGCCUGUGAACAGCUAUGAUGAGAUCUCCAAGAAGAUGGCAGAAGGCACCACCAACAGGACUGUGGCCUCUACUAACAUGAAUGCAACCAGCAGUCGUGCUCACACAAUCGUUGGGAUCACAUUUCAACAGAUAUUUAUCAAUCCUGCUGGGGAAAAAACUACCAAAGCAGCUGUUGUCAAUCUUGUGGAUCUGGCUGGCAGUGAGCGAGCUGAGAGCACUGGAGCUACAGGGGAUCGUCUUAAGGAAGGCGCCGCUAUCAACCAGUCCUUGUCAUGCCUCGGCAACUGUAUUGCAGCCCUGGCAGAAAAAUCCUCGGGAAAGAACUGCCGAGUGCCUUACAGAGAUUCCGUCCUGACCAAACUGCUCAAGAAUGCCCUGGGCGGCAACAGUAAGACCAUCAUGAUUGCUGCUCUGAGCCCCGCUGAUGUGAACUUUGAUGAGACUCUAUCGACACUCCGAUAUGCUGAUCGUGCCAAACAGAUCAAAACCACGGCUUCUGUAAACGAGAGCCCUACAGACAAGCUGAUCAGAGAGCUUCAAGAGGAAAAUGAGAAGCUCAAGUUGAUGAUCGAGUCCGGGAACUACGAGAUGAUCAAACAAGAUGACGACGAUGAUGAUUUGACAGAUGAAGAAAAGAAGAAAGAGAAGGAAGAUCGUGAGUCAGAGUACGCCAGUAUGCUGGAGAAAAAUAAGCACGAGAUGGAGGAGAUGAAGAAGACGUUUGAGGAGAGACUGGCAGAGCGUGGGGAUUCUGGGACAGACUUCAAUGCUGUUGAUGAGAAGAAGAAGACCACACCCCACCUUUACAACCUGAACCAGGACCCUCAGCUGUCGGGGAGGAUAGUACACUUCCUGGAGGGGGAGAACAUCACCAUUGGCAGCUGUGCUGCGGAGGGGGACGUCAACAUCAGGAUUGUAGGCCCCAGCAUUCAUCCAAAACAUGCAUCCUUCAGCAUGGCUGAGAACAAAUGGAGCAUCGAGCCAGCAGCCCCACACAGCCGAAUUCUCCACAACGGAAAAGGCGUCGGCAACAAGGAAGACUUGGUUCAUAAUGACAGACUCCAGUUUGGAACAACUCAGUUCUUCGUGUAUUGUAAUCCUAAAGAGCGUGAUAGUUCCAAAAUCAACUACCCAGACAUUUCUUACGAUGACGCUCAGCAGGAAGUCGCUCGCAAAUCUGGACUCGGCAUGGACAAGGAGGCCAAAUCCAGAGACGAGGCAUUACUACAGGAGGAGAUGGUGAAGGCUGUGCCCGCAGUACAACAAGCUAACUCCAUCAGUGAAGAGCUCGACAAGAAACUCAAGUUUGAGCUUAUCGUUGUGUCACCUGAAGGACGUGGCGAAACAAAGGGACGAAGCAUCGUCAUGGUGAAGGUGACCCACCUAGAGACAAAGUUUGAGUGGAUGUGGCCAUUCCAGAAACUUCUAAACAGAAUGUAUGUUAUGCAGGAGAUGUACGAUGAACUUCUAGAGGGCGAGAAUGUCAAGAGGACUGAGGAGGAGGAUCCUUUCUUUGACGACAUGAAAUGUGACUUUUACAUUGGCAGUGUGAAAAUUUGGCUGAAAUCUAUGGCCUACCUAAUAGAGUCAAAGGACCAGCUGAGCGUGUGUGACUACCAGGGAAAGGAAGUUGGUAUCCUCAAUUACGAAAUACUUCCAUGUGAUAGCAAAGGUAAGGAGUACACUGACAGCGAUGAUAUUUUUGUGGAGAUCCCGGAUGAACUUCUAGGCCGUCCAGAUGGAGUGCAUUUUAAGCUGAAAAUUACCAGUGCCCGAGGCCUUCCAAUGAAAUUUGUGGAUGUAUACGCAAAAUACACAUUUUUCAACGAAGACAGGGUUUACGAGACGAAGAGGCUGCCUGCUACUAAUAACCCUGACUGGAAGUAUGAGAUGCAACAUGACCAGGCGAAUGUCGCAUUACCUUUCCUGGACUACCUCAAAGACGGGGCCAUCAUGAUCCAGAUCUGGGGGAAACAGAAGAUCCAGAAAUCGAAGAAACAUAUCAACACUAAAGACGCCUUACUCUCGUCUUCCCUGACCAAGGGCAAGAUGGGUGCUGGACAAUCCAAGGCUUUUGACACUGACAAAGUGAAGUACAUGAUGGAAGCCGCCUUCCUCAGGAAGAGACAAGAACGCCUCGAACAGAAACUUCAUGCCAUGAAGAAAAUGUUGGAUGAGGCAGAGAAACACAAUAAAAAGAAAAUCUCUACCAGCCUCAUCAAACAGAUCUACAACGCAUCAACAGCUGACGCAGCUGACAAGUGUAUUGCCCUCAUUCCUCAGGAGAAAGAUGAUGACGAUGAAGAGGAUGAUGCCAAGCCCUCAGCAGCCCCAGCAGCUGUGGUGAAGGGUGGAGAAAAGGAGGGAAAAAAGAAGGAUAAAGACAGCAGCAGUGAAAGUAGUGACAGCAGCGACAGUGAUAGCGAUAAAGAAAAGGAAAAAGACCCAGAGAAAGAAAAGAAGAAGGAAGCAAAGAGAUUACGAAAGGCUGCAAAAGUAGCCGCAAAACAAAAAGAGAAAACAGCUACAAAAAAUCAGUCGAAAUUAGUCCGGCAAAAUACACAGGGUAAAAUACCAAUAGUGAAAAAAGAGGAGAAGAAGUCAUCUGCCUGUAUAUUAUUGUAAACAUUCCUAUCCUGUUCUUUUUCACCCUUUCACCACUGUAGACCAUAAUGGACUCAUCCAGAUCAAUGUAUGGUAGAGUUUAUUAAAGCUACAUAGGGGUGAAAGGGUUAAGGUUUGACGCAUUGACAUUCACCUAAGGAACUUUUCACCUACCAGGUGAACAAAGUGAAACAUUCCUAGUACCUCUAAGUCCUUCUCUUCUGAUUUACAUAAUGUAUACCAUACUUAACCCCUAUUUAUUUUGACAUCACAUCUAUGUAAUUGCACUGUUUUAGCAGUAUAGUUUUAGAUUUUGAAAAUCAUCCUAAUACAGUUGAAGUAUUCUGUAAAAGUUUGAAUUAUUUUUGAUAGAGUUUACACCCAAUCAUUAUUCAGUUAUAGGCCAAGAUCAAGAUAUUGUCACCUAUUACAUUUUAUAAGAAUAAACCUGUAGGGAGAGAUAAGUGGAUUAGCUCCUGUUGUCCAGGCAACUGCAGAAUAUGGCCGCUUUACUCUCAGUUAUUAUACGAAGUCACAACAUCUAAUCCCUAAUCAGAAAGAGUUUAUGUUUUUUUAUGUUUGACUUGUUAAAUAAUGAUUUUAUAUGAUUGUUAAUGAUGACACUAUUUAUUGGAUAUCACACACAAUGGUUCAGGUUUUGUGAGAAGAGACUAACCAUGACCUUAACAAUUGGGAUUGACCUUGACCUGAGGGAAUGACAUUUUGUACUGUUAAACGGGCUCCCUGAUUGGUAUUUUGUCUGUUGUAUUUGUUAUAAGCUGCUGUUAUUAUUUUAGAAUAUCUCUUUAAUCCAGAACUCGGUAACCAAGAAAACGUGCAUGUGGCUUUCCAGGAAACUGUCACAUUUCCUUUUUCUAAGAUACAAAAUUUUGGACAUUCCUGACCUUUUCUUGAAAAGCAAAGUUUUGAUUUAAGAGAUGCCACUGUUCUGUGUAUAUAUCCUAACAUUCUAUUUAUGGAAUCAAGAACAGCUUGUCUGUAUAUUGGUAAGACAGCUAAAUGCCACAAAGCCUAUAGUGAUCAACCUAAUGUAGGGGCUAUUGUAAAUAUAAGAUUUUGGGGUGGGGACAAUAUGUCAAGUAGUCAAGGAAUCAGGUAGUCAUGAUUUCCUUAGUUUUGUGACAAUGUUUUUAAAUUUAUUUAAUAUAGAAGUGUACAUAAAUACAUAUAUAUAUAAAGCACUGUAUAGAUUUCAGAUGGCGACACCUUUCAUAGCACAGUUAAUGUAGCAGGACUGGACUGUAUUUACCACUGGAGAUUUGACAUCCAUCUAGAGUUCGUUUGUUUCGGGUUUGAAUCUUGUUCUAAAUCGCUGCCCUUUUCCCGUUCUUUUACACCAUGACAUUUCUAUGAGUGCGAAUGGUAUCAUUUAUGUAUAAAUUCUUGAUUUUUAUUUAUAUUGAUCUUUCUCUUUUUUUUUGUUAGAACUUAUCAGUUUAAGUGAAUAUAUUUUUGCGUUCAAAAACCAAAACUUUAAAACCAUCUGUACUAAACCUUUUCUAUAGUUUUUGAUGUACCAUGAAGAAACUGGAAGUAUUUGUAAAUACAAAUGUAUAAUUCAUGGCACUAACUUGAUAGAUCUGCUCCCUCAGAGCUAUGUUCUGUCAGUAUCAGAUAAUUUGUCACAUUUGUCAAUGUUAUCAAACCGGCACUGUUAAAAUCACUGUGAUGCUGGUUUAUGUAUAUGUUGUUUUUAAAUUGGCGGUAAAAUCAGACAAAGAUGUCCUGUUAAACUCCGUAUAUUUGCUAGCUUGUGCUAUUCGUCCAAGUCCUUAACAUCCGGAUGUUGAUAUUCAGGUGAUGAAUUUUCGAAACCAGUUAAUUUGGAACUGUCCAUUUGUUAAUCCUUUUGGUUAUAAAUACAUCUCGUAAAAUAUUUGUCAAUUUGGAAAAAAAACUACCAAUAUUGCUGGAACAAAAAGAUUCACGAGGUGACGGACAAGAAAGGAACUAUAAGCGUUGACUUAUACAUGUGGCUGUUUGUAAUGCUGGAGAAUGCGCUACAGAAUUCUCGAACACUUGUAGGAUUUGGGUUAUAUACUGUUAUUAGCAGCAGAGUUCAUAUUCAGAACACCACUUUGAAAUGUUUGGCAAAGAAUUUCGACAAUAUUUAUCACUUUGAAAACAUGUGUACAACACACUCGACAACUAGAAAUAUUGAUUGUUCACCAUACUUUUAUUAGCAGCUAAAUAUUCACAAAGAGAUUGUAGGUUGAACAUCUUAAAGAAGCUGGUCAUAACUGGUCAUGUGAGCUUUCAGACAGAUUUUCUCUCCCCUUUUUACAUGAACUCCACACUAUCCAGUGCUUCGAUUAUGUUUUAUGUAAAUUUUCCUUUUGUGAUUGUCUAAUGACAGAACCAUGUUGUGGAUGAUUCUGCUUCAUAACGUGUCCGGUCAAUGGACUUUGUAGGCGCUUAUUUCUUCUAUGUCUAGAGAUGGAACUUUGUCAUGGGUGCAUUUCUGAAGCCAUGCCAUGUCUUCUGUCGACGGAUUUCGCUGGUCACUGGUGAUUCAAAAUUGUAAUUCAUCUCAUUUGAAAUGAUUCAUUAAACAAAAGAUGUGCAAUAUUGAAAAUCCUUUUUAGUCUGGAGGUGACAUAGGUGUUUGACUUGAGUAGUCUCCCCUGUUUGACUUGAGUAGUCUCCCCUGUAUUGAUGGUUGGAUUGUUACUUAUUAGAGAGUUGUUAAUAAAGCUUGGUUCCACUGACGAUGAUAGUUUUUGUGUGCUGGGUUUGUCGUCCAUGCAUGCAGUUGAGUCUGUGAUAUUAUAUAGGUCACUGGAACCCAGGUUUACUGCCAACCCUGCCCCGUGUGUACGUUGGAAUAUCUUCCAGUUGUUUUAUAGUUACCAGGACAUAAAGGUGGUCGACAGUGUGUGUACUACACAGAAAUGUUGUCAGCUGAUUGGUGUCGAUGUAUGUGAUGGGUUGAUGUGGUUUUUUUGUGUUCCACGUUUAAUUUGUUUACUUUGAUGAAUAAUGCAUACAGUUUAUUAGUGAUGUGCUUCUCGUUUCGUUGAAUUUUCUCUGAUGAGGAAUUUAAACACAUUGCAGUGACAGAUUUCCAUAUGUAUUUAGAAUCAUUUCAUGUUUCGAUCCAUUUUGAAUUCGGUGAUUAAACAAAAUUUGUUAUUUUUGUUGUGCCCUCUACCUGUCUCCAGUAGAAAGUGACCAUUUUCAGAGUUGUUGUUUUGAUAAAGAACGGCACGUUGGUGGAACGCCCUUGGUGUGAUGGUGUAUUGUGAGUUGGCUUUGUAGAUUAUGCUUAUACGUAUUAUUUUGCUGUUUCCAGAGUAGGAUUUGAUAACACAACUGACAUGAGUGUUUUUAAUCCAUCUGGUGUUAUAUAAGUUUGCUUGUUUAGACUAAGUAGUGCUCUUUAAGCCUACAGUUGUUCACAGAAUCAGGCUUUACCAAAAAUUGAGGUAUAUUGUAGUUUUCCAAUGAAUAUUUUACUGGCAUUCCCAUUUUGAAAUUUGGCCCUUUUUAUAUUAUCAGAAUUGUUAGGUACCUUUUUCAAACUGUUCAGGAUUUUUCAUUUUUGAAAUUGGUUUCAUUUUUUGAGUAGAUUUUGGUAAAGUUUUGAUUGUGUGGAUCAGUGUAGGUGAUAUUAACUUAAUUUCUGUAGUUGUUUGAAUUUAACCUGUUUGAGUGCUUUUAUUUGAUAGAUGUUUUCUAGUUUUCUAAGUUUAGAUUUAACUUAUCUUGAAACACUGCCAAAAUAUUUUUCAAUUUGUUAAACCAACCCUUGUGAUGAGGGUUUUGCUUGUCAAAGCAUGACUGUGAUAUGCUGUAUAUAAAAUAUUCAAUAUCCAUUCUCCAUCUCAUUAACUGGUGCUGUCGGUUUGUGAUAGAACACUGCGAGUCUCCCCGACCCAGUUCCUAUACAUCCCACAUGUACCUUUAUCUCUUCUGUCUAUCCAUAUCAUUUCAACUGUGACCUCCUUUCUCUUUUGCUCGUCCUUUCGCUGUUUAGCUUUCUGCUUUUUUUUUUUUAGCUUUUGUGUUCUUUUUUUUCUGAGAAGUUCUGUUUGCAAGAUAGCAUACACCAAGCUUUGUACUGCCAGCUUAAACUGACCAGCUCUGCUGCUGUGAACCAAGCUCCUAUGAUCCAAUGCUGUGACCUCUGCUCCGAGAAUGUAGCCCAAACUCAAAUGAUUUGACCUCAGCUCUGAUAAGUCAUAUACAUGUAUUACAAUGAUGUCAAUUACCAACAAUGUUGUUAUAGAAUAUUGUUUUAAACCGCAGACAUUAUUUCAAACUUAAAAUUGAUUAAAUCCAAAAAAUAAGCAAGUAAAACAUGAGAAAAGCUAUGGGCACUGACUACUGACCUGUAACUAAAAACCUAGAGCUGCCCUAUCGCUAGGGAAGGUGUGUAACAUCUAUGAUGUAAUGUACAUUGUAAUAAGUCUGUACAUACAAGUGCUAUUUAUAAAAUGGUUGUAUUAUUUAUUAUGAAGACAAUGAAUUCAGUAUUUUGAUGGAACAGCAUAAAUAUGAACAAGGAUGUAUACAUACAUUACCUUAAUAUUUUCGUAUCUUUAUUGUAUACAGUGGCAAUUAUUGCAAUAAUGGUAUUUUUUUCCGUAAAACUUUAUACUCAUUGUUUUUGACAUUAGUUUUAUUCUUCCUGUAUGAAAUAGGGCUUGUCAAAUUUUCCUUUUUAUAUAAAAGGAUAACAUAUCAGAGCGUGGAACUAUCUGAAGGGCCUUAUAUAUAGUCCAAUCAAGUGUUGUAUAUACAUCCAGAUGAUGUAAUGGCUAAAUAUGUCUAUGCCGUCCAGUUUAUCAUAUUUAUAAGAUAUGACACGAUUUCAUUGACUUUUCUAGAUCUGUUGGAGAGGUUGGUUUUAUUGUAGUUAGUGGUUUUUCUUUAUAUCAAUAAAUGUAACCUAGACCAUAUUUGGUCUUAACAGGAAAUGUUACAAAUGUUUGCCCUGUUUGUGGCUGUCGCGUUGAGAAAGAUAUAAUUUGUACAUGUAUUGCUCAAUUUUUCCACAACCAAUGUAAUUAUGGUACUUACAAUCACAGUUUUAUCUCGAAUUUCUCACACAUAUGUUGACUAGUUAAAAGUAUUGGUACAUUUCAAGCUUGUAAAACAAUUCAAUGCAUAGUAGUAUAGUUUUAAAAUGGUUUGUUUGAAAAUCAGUCCAUCAACUCAUUGGUGAAGAGGCUGUAAGGGGAAUAAUCCUCACAUGGGCAGGUUCUCUCUUCAAUAUGCAUAAUAUGUUUUCAGUGUAAGAACUACUCUGUGACAGAGUAUUUAUACAUUAGAGGUUGUAUGCUCACUGUUCUGUUUUUCUGUAGGAUGUACUGUGUGAUUAGGUUGAUCUCGGUCAAUGCAGCUCAGUCCACUAAGUAGGGAGAGUCAUUGAUGAUUGCUGCUCUGUUGUGCCCACUAAAUCUGUAUAUAUCAUGUUUAAACAGCUGAAUAAAGAAGGAAUUGUUGAAAAUUAAAA
Mizuhopecten yessoensis (Yesso scallop) is the source of this 8985-nucleotide messenger RNA. RefSeq names its product kinesin-like protein KIF28P. Bases 309 to 3527 code for a protein of 1072 amino acids. Gene Ontology annotation, cellular component: kinesin complex; microtubule. Gene Ontology annotation, biological process: cytoskeleton-dependent intracellular transport; microtubule-based movement. The record is from RefSeq and is a predicted model, not a curated record. The transcript is spliced from 25 exons. NCBI's taxonomy places the organism in Eukaryota, Metazoa, Mollusca, Bivalvia, Pectinida, Pectinidae. Gene Ontology annotation, molecular function: ATP binding; microtubule motor activity; ATP hydrolysis activity.